Messenger RNA from Fusarium vanettenii 77-13-4, 2190 nucleotides. RefSeq lists its product as uncharacterized. Gene Ontology annotation, molecular function: serine-type endopeptidase activity. Bases 1 to 2190 code for a protein of 729 amino acids. The record is from RefSeq and is a predicted model, not a curated record. Gene Ontology annotation, biological process: proteolysis. The transcript has 6 exons. Lineage: Eukaryota; Fungi; Ascomycota; Sordariomycetes; Hypocreales; Nectriaceae.
AUGUCUGAGGGGCAGUCGAGAUUGCUUCAUGUUCUUUUCAUUUACUUCAUUUUGGUCCUCUUUCCGGGAUCAACCACCGCUAACAUGAGUCGUGCGAUCGAUAGUGCCACUGAAGAGGGGAAAUCUCUUCACAAGGUGUUUGUGCAGAAGGGUAUCGAUACCUCAACAGUUGUCGACCUCGUCAAAUCAACUAUCGAACAUGACUACAUCUCUCCUUGGUCAGAUGCAGACGACGAGCUGAUUUCGAUGAAGUUCAGGGCUACAUCGAGCCAGAUUGCGAAGUUGAAGGACCACCAGGACAUUGUGCGCGUCAUCAAUGUUGAAUUCCCUGUCCAGGACAUAAGCACGCCGAAAGGAAAAAGGUUAUUCGUCGAGGGCAGUUACGUGAUUCGUCCCAUCAACUGGGAGAAUGUUGACCAAUGUAACGCAACUGGCAUCAUUCUCAAAGCCCUUCUCGAUAGUCAGCUUACCGAGUCCAUGUGGGAUGGCAAAAUCCGCAAGUGGUGGGCAACCAUGACCGAUGAACAGGUGGCCGAAGUCAAAAUGCUCGACGGAGUAAGCGUUGUGAGUCGAGUUCAUAAAGGGAAACGAGGUCGUAUGACCCCGACGCUCUCAAAGCCUCACGAAUCCCCGAAUCUACGAGGUCCAAUGAAGAAGCGAGACAUCACAUAUGAGACGCAAAGGGCCGCUGCUACUGAAUUGGUUGCCGUCAGUCAGCCCAGUACAAUCCCAGAAUUGAGAGACCUCAAAAACUAUGUGUAUGAAAGCCAUGGUGGGUCAGGAAGCUUUGUAUACCAUAUUGAGACAGGUGUUGCUUUCAAGGCACAAAGCAGACAUCUUCUUACCAAGAAGGCGAUUGAGAACCACGACGAACCUUGGGUGGAUGAUGACGAAGACAUGCCUUCACAUGGUACUUGCACCGCUGGUAAAGCACUCGGAACCCAGUUUGGCGCGUCUAAGCAGGCCACCCUUGUCGUCGUCAGGCUCCACGACAUCAAUCACCAAGAGUUUCAGGAAGCGCUAGAACUGAUUCUCAAGGACAUCGGUGACCAUCCUGAACGACACAAGAGGAGCGUCGUCUCCACCGCCUUAUCCUUUCCCACCGACGAGUGGGACGAUGACGACGUGAUCGACUUUCGGAAUGUUUUCGAGAAGCUGUUUGCCGAGGAUAUCCCUUUUGUGUGCAAUUCAGGGAACGAUGACGAUGAGUCGGACGAUGAGUCGAACGAUGAGUCGGAAUUGUCAGACGGAGCGGAUGUGGAUGAAUAUCCAGGACUAAUGGAAGGGCCCGAUCUUCCGCUGAUCGUUGUUGGUUCCGUCAAUUCUCAAGGUCAGAGGUCCUGGUUUUCCAAGGGUGGCCCUCAUGUGACUAUUCACGCCCUGGGCGAAGAUGUUCUUUGCAUGCCGAAAGGGGGAAAUGUUCCAAAGGAGGACGCGGGCACAUCAUUUGCUCAGCCUUUGGUCGCCGGCGAGAUUGCCAAUCUUCUGUCAUACGAUACUGUGCCCUUUGAUACCAGCGACGGUAAUCUGGUCAAGAACCUCAAGGCUUAUCUUCAAUCCGAUCAAGCAAGUUGGGAGCGAGUAGAAGGCGUCCGCGUUCUCUGGAAUGGCGUUACGGAGGAAAACAACCCGAGGAAGGUCAUUGAAUGCAAUGGCUUGGGAGAAAACGUUUAUGUUGAGGGUGACGACGUCACAAGUCUCAUUAAGGAUACAUUCUGUCCCGAUGUUGGGGUGCGACGUGGUUUGCAAGGACAGUCUGCCUCUGUCUCGAGCAUUUACAACACAGGCACUCCGAACGAAGUCACUCUCUCGCUCAGCACAGAAGAAGGUCUCAACUCCAAUUACAACGAACAGGACUGCGUCAAGUACCUCAUGGAGGCUGUGGAUGGGUGUCUCUCGACCGAUAACAACGCAGCCAAUUACAAGGGUGGGGGCUCAACAACUGUUGGGGGCGCUACAUACAAUGUGGCUCGGGCUCUUUACGUUCAGCCGCACAUUACGGCAAGCAGGCGGGCUGGCUGCGCACUGCUUCCCGGGACUUGGCAUUUUGACUAUGGCCUUGGUGACGAUGGACGUGAGUGGACUGCGAGGUUUCGCACGGGUGUCUUUCAGAAGAAAUGUGUAGGCAACGCGGUUGGAACGGCCUCGGGCUUUGGCGAAUUUGGAUGUGCAGGUUCUGGCAGAGACUAG